CUUCUACUUUGUCCCUUGCCGGCGUCAUCGUUUGGGUUGCGAUUUUGCCCGGUGCUGUUCAUUGUAGUGCUUUUAACGAGGAAGAAAUUGCAGAAAACAUUCAAAAACUAGUGAAAUUUGUGCCAAAUACUGUGCGUUUGCUGAAAGAGGUGAAAUUUUUACCCGAGAGGAGGAUUUUACAGCGUGAAUUGUAAGAGAAAUGUCCUUCGAUGACGAUAAUGAUAAUGGCGGAAAUGGUGCGUGCCAUAUUCGUUUGCGCGGUCUCCCAUGGAAUAUCACGGAGGGUGAGAUCCGGGAUUUCUUGGCCGGUGUCGAUGUGGACAUGUGCCACAUUGUCAUCAAUCAAUUGACCAAGCGGCAAACGGGUGAAGCUUAUCUGCGGCUGCCGACGUUGGACGACCAGAUAAAAGCACUGGAUCUGAACAAGGCCACCAUCGGACAUCGCUACAUUGAGGUUUUCACCGUGUCGGAGGAUCAGUUCGAGAGCGCCAUCAAUAAGGAGCUUAACAGCGAGGACGGUGGACCGGUGCUGAAGCUGCGUGGUCUGCCCUGGUCCUGUACCAAGGAUGACGUCAAGCGGUUCUUCACCGGGUUGACGAUAAAAAGUGGCUAUAAUGGGAUUCUUUUGCUACUGGAUCAGCUGGGACGGGCAUCUGGGGAGGCGAUUGUUGAAUUUGCAACAGACGCCGAUGCCGAAAAGGCCAUGAUGUUACAGAAAGAGAUGAUUGGGAACAGAUACAUUGAACUAUUCCGGAGCAGCUCCCGUGAAAUGAGAUGGGCGGAGAAGAAAAUGCGUCGCAUGAGCCCGUAUGGUCGUAAUAGUAACUCGAAUGGUAAUGGCAAUGGCAACAGCAGCAAUGGCGGCGGCGGCAACUUUGGUGGUAGUAAAUCGGGUGGCGGCAACAACAGCCGUCAACGCUUUCCACCAGGUCAAGGAUACGGACGCGGAUCUGGAGGCAACGAUGGCUUCUCGUCAGACAAUUUCUCGAAUGGCCCGUCCGGUGGUGGUAACAGCUGGAACAAUCGUGGAGAUAAUGGCUUCGGAAGCGGCGGCGGCGGCGGUGGUGGACUUGGUUUCGGAUCUAACACCGGAAGCAAGCUUGGUGGUGGCGGUUCUGGAUCCGGUGGUGGAGGAAACAUGUACUCCGGUGGGUUGGCCAACAAUACGGGCAACAUUGACAUCUUGAGAUUGUUGCAGGAUCAGUUGAAACGCGGUGGGGGCACCAACUACGGUUCUGGACGUGGCAACUCUGGCGGCGGUGGCGGUGGUGGUGGCAGCAGCGAUGGCUACAGCACCGGUGGCGGUGGUGGUGGGGGAUACAGUACCGGCGGAUUUGGUAACAGCUACAGCAGCGGAGGUGGUUCCAAUAGUGGCGGUGGAGGAUAUGAUUCCGACCGCGGGGGAUUCCGUUCCGGGGGCGGUCAAGUUGGUGGCAACAACUUCAGCAGCUUCGGUAGUGGCGGUGGCGGCGGCGGCGGCAAUAGCUUUGGCAGCAACAUGAGUAACGCGGGUGGCAACAACUUUACACGGAAUGACUUCUACAAGAGUGGGGAACAAAAUUUGUUCUGUGUACACUUGCGGGGAAUGCCAUUCAGCUGCGAUGAGCAGGACAUUCAAGACUUCUUCAUGCCGCUAAGACCAGUUAAGUGUGAAGUCAAGUUCGAUUCCAGAGGUCGUCCCUCCGGUGAGGGUGAUGCUUUCUUCGACACCAUGGAGGAGGCGAUGAAAGCUAUGAAGAAGCACAAGGAAAAAAUGGGCUCCAGAUACAUUGAACUUUUUGCUGGUGCUCGCAAGCCUCAGAAUAAAUUCAUGGAUUAGAAACUUAAUGUGACCACUUUGGUGACAAGUAAUAAGUGGUAUUUGAGAUUCAGGUAUGUCACUCAGAAGUUUAAACAAGCAGCUUCCAGUUGUAAUUUGGAAUCACACUCACUAUUUAAUGGUUUUGUUCAAAUCGAGCAAACAAGUGUCACACAAGUAAAUAGUUCAUGUUAGAGUGUAAGCAUCUGUAACAAAACGGUAAUUUUAUCCCCAUCUCAUCAACCAUACGCAUGAUUAACAAACAAGCAAACAAAAAAAAAAAAUACGCAAAGGAGCACUUAAUCUUUUAAAGGCAUACCUUAUAUCAGUAAACCUUUGAUUUUAGGUUUUAAGCUAGGAAAUAUUCUAUGUUUUUACUGCAGCAACAUGAGUAACGCAAUUUUCGAAACAAAUGAAAAUCAGAUCGACAGCUUAUGGAACUACUAACUCGUAUUUACCCUGUAAAACCUUUGUAACCGAGAGACAAAAAAAAAUAAAUCAGUAUCUAUUGUUUAGAACAACUUCUCAUGGUAAA
Molecule: messenger RNA, 2333 nt
Organism: Wyeomyia smithii (pitcher-plant mosquito)
Lineage: Eukaryota; Metazoa; Arthropoda; Insecta; Diptera; Culicidae
Product: heterogeneous nuclear ribonucleoprotein H3-like
Exons: 6
Coding region: 200-1819 (539 amino acids)
Biological process (GO): regulation of RNA splicing
Cellular component (GO): ribonucleoprotein complex; nucleoplasm
Molecular function (GO): RNA binding
Source: RefSeq, a predicted model, not a curated record